Anopheles stephensi (Asian malaria mosquito) is the source of this 4934-nucleotide messenger RNA. It is a transcript of the gene Ccdc85, whose product is annotated as mediator of RNA polymerase II transcription subunit 15. Bases 1913 to 4009 code for a protein of 698 amino acids. The transcript is spliced from 5 exons. NCBI's taxonomy places the organism in Eukaryota, Metazoa, Arthropoda, Insecta, Diptera, Culicidae. The record is from RefSeq and is a predicted model, not a curated record.
UUUCUCCGAGAGACACGGUUGCGUAGGUAACGAAAAAAGCGGCGUGCGUAGCGUAGUGAACUUCAAGCACGAGAAGCGGUUAAAACGCCCAAAGAUCGUGAUCAAAACCCUUCCCCGUCAAGAAGAUCGUUCGAAUCGAUUUCAACGAAUUGUGCGUCUCCGAAAAGCGUUAUUUCGCGUAGGCACUUAAAGCUUAUCGGAAGAGGCGAACGUAUAGGGUGAGUUUAAAUGUGAUCCGUACGGUGACAAUGUGUGUUUGAAUGUUCAAGAAUCCAACAAGCAGAAAACAAGGAUUGUAUUCCCUUUUGAGCAACUUAACUAACCCACAUCAUUUGGGCGACCGCCAGUGUCUAUGAGUGUCUUCAAGAGUUUCUAACGCUGAAGAUUUUUAUUGCGACGCAGAAUCGGUAGAUAUCAUCCCCGUCUGCGUUUGUGAGUGGUUUCUGCGUGUUCCGUGCUCGGUGUGCUUGUGGCAGUGUUUGUUGUGGUGUAGUUUUAGCGCGUCUAUGCGAAAUUUUCGGUAAAUGUUUACCGGUCGAAUGUGUGUCGUUCUGCUGUGCGGUGCGUACGUGCGUGCGGUAGGAAUUUGAAUUGUAAACACGUGGUCAGUUAAGGUUCGCGUGCUAGACGUACAUUCCAAAUGGGCUGUGAGCGGUUCUGAAGCGGAGUCUGUAGCGGAGUGAUCGAUCGAUCGACGAUCAUUAGCGAGUUGGCGGCAAAAUUAGACGCGUCUUCGGGGAGUUGGAAGUUUUGGGAAGGCUUCUCCUGCGUUGCCUGCCAACGGUCGUUCGGUGUUCGCGAAACGCCACGAGGAUCUCUCGCUUGUUGCGUCGGCAACCACACCACGGUGGUCUCACGAAGAGUCAGUGAUCGACAAACGAUCGUCGCAGACGGACCACCGCAAACACGGUGCGCCGUUGUAAAGAAUCGCGUCCAGGAAGGACCUCCCGGUCCCCGUACGGUGGUGGUGGAGUUCACUGGGGCCCCGUGUAGGUUUGUGCUUUGUGCUCCGGAAGAUAGAGCGCGUUCGUUUAUCUGGCUCUUGGUCGGCGGUAAAGUUGUUUUCUGUCUGUAGAACCGCACCAUACUAACCGUACCGAUAGGCUAGCUCCGAAAGCUUUCGAUGAUAAGGAAGAGCUGUAGCUGGUCGCCUGAUUUUCCUGCCGUCGGACUAGCGGACCUGCCCUGAUGACAAUGUUCGGUGCGAAGGAUGGUGAUGCUGGUCAUCGAUGCUGCUGCUACUGCUGCGUGUGUUCCGAUGGUGUGGUCGCUGAAGGUAAAGGUCCCGUGUGUCGUGUGUCGAGCGUCGGUAGCAGCGCAACGGUGUGAUAUCUUAGUGUUGUGGAAACCGCUUAGAGCUAUAGAAAGUGUUUGAGAGUGAUUGUGAAAGCCCUCGGCCGGGAAAGAAGCGAGACGUGAUAGUGCCCCGGCAUAAAGUGGAAAAAUUGGUUUCAAGAGCUCGUGUUUUUUUGUGAGUGUGGCCGCUAGUUUGGGGAAGAAAUAAGAGUGCGUGUUCCUGAGCGUCUGCCUAGACGGUGAAGUGGUUUUAUCGGAAAUUUGUGUCUGAAGAUAAGCGGUAAAUGAUCGCGUUAUUCAGCAUUCUUGAGCUGAAUAGAUAGCGUGUGUGUGUGUGUGAGAGAGAGAGAAGAGCGUUGUUAUCGCUACUGUCUGAAGUGGUCUAUUUUUAACGAGAAUAUUAGUCAGCAAAGGAAGUCUGCGGGAUUUCCUGGAAGUGGAAACGCACAACCGAGAUAUAGUGGUGAAGAGUGUUUCAGGUGUAACUAUCACGAAGACGAUCCGGGAUCCCGGCAAGAACCAUUAACAGGACAGGCAGCAUAGAGCCGUUGUGACGCACAACCCAUCAAAUCAACAUUUUCUUGCCAGCAGCCCACACGUUCCUUUUCCCGUCGUCAUGACAACGAAUACUAGCAACCUGAAGCUAUCUGGAAAUAUAAUAGGUCUGACAGGCAAACAAUCACAACCGCACACCCAACAGCAGCACCAGCAGCAGUUACAGCAGCAACAGCAACAGCACCAUCACCAGCUACAACAGCACCAUCUUCAGCAGCAGUUGCAGAAGCAUAAGCUAAAGCAAGCUCAGCACCAUCUACAGCAGCAGCAGCAACAGCAACAACAACAGCAACACCAGUCGGUGGUUACCACCUCACUAUCGAACGGAGUCGGCCAUCAUCCGGGAGGCGGUGUGUUCACGUCCGCUCUCAAUGGUGGAGGACUCGUGAAGCCUUCCGGUGGACUGACCGUGGCCAGUGGAAUUCCUCAGCAAACUGCAACCGGAACAGGGGUUCCGGGGCAGGCGCCAGGAAGUCAUAUUCCACCUCGCUAUCAACCACCUCCACAUCCACCGGGCGGUAUCCUCAAGAACGGAUAUACUAACGGCCAUCUUAAGGCGGCUUACCAACGUCCGGAAGGUGGCGCACAAAACGGUGGCCUAGCGUACAACGGCACGAAGGGAUACGUUGGGGAGAAUCUAAAGCGACCUCCAAAUCCGUCCCGGCUACUAGCACCCCGGCAGCACAUCCGCUUCUCGAAUCUACCUCCACUGGUGAACGGUGGCCCACCGGCCGUUAGUCAACAGACUCAACUUCAACAGCAGCAACAACAGCAGCAGCAGCAAAUCCAAACUCUUCAUCAUCUCCCACCGGCACCGCACGCCCGGCUCAGCUCGGAGUCCUCGUCCGAAGAUCAGACGACAAGCUCGACAAGAUCUUUGCAGGCUCACUUAGCCCACGCGAAAGCGUCUGUGAACUCAACGCAACAACCUGCCACCGUACCGAACGGCCCAUCAGCCGGUCAUAUCCAUCAAACGACCGCAAUAGUGCAUCAAAGUAGUCAACCCGCGAGUAGCAACGGUACGAACGGAACGAACUCUAGCGGACAGGGCCAUCUAAAGCCUCCGCAACCAUCACACCUGCCAACUGCGAACGGUGUCCAUCAUCAGCAGCAGCAGCACCAGCAGCAGCAGCAGUCUCAUCCGGUUCACACACUCCAACAUCCGUCCCAGUCACAGCAGCAAUCAGCACAGCAGCAGAAUCAGGAGAUGUUGAAGUUUGUCCGGAAAGCGGAAUCGGAAACCUCCUCUACCCCGACCUCCUCGAGCGGUGGUGGGGGCGGAGGCGGUGGUGGACGCAUCUCGGCACUGGAGCAGAAUCGACACUUUCAGAAUCUGCUGGCCGAACUGCGAGCACUGAAAGAGGCUAAUCAGCGGUUAAGUGAUGACAAUCAGGAGCUGCGCGAUCUUUGCUGCUUCCUGGACGAUGAUCGACAGAAGGGACGUAAGCUGGCGAGGGAGUGGCAACGGUUUGGCCGGUACACGGCGAGCGUUAUGCGGCAGGAGGUCUCCGCUUAUCAGACAAAACUGAGACAGCUGGAUGACAAGCAGCAGGAGCUGAUCCGUGACAAUUUGGAGUUGAAAGAGCUGUGUCUCUAUCUGGACGAGGAGCGGAACAACACAGGUGGCCGUACGGCGGUCGUGUGCUCUAGCUGUGGUAACUCUUCGGCGAAUGCCGUUCCCCUUCGAGAUGACGGUGACGGUAGCAGUUCCAGCACGAAUGCGGACGAGAACCUCCACAACAUUGGACAGUUUGGACGAAACGGAAUGGACCUUAAUAUGCGAUCGACUCUAAGCGAUCAGACGCUUCAAUACGUUCGAGCCCUCGAAACUAGGAUACGACAGUUGGAGGAGGAACGAGCAGUGGUUCUCAACAAUAGCACAACAACGACAGCGGCAACCACCAAUGGAGGAGGAGGAGGGGGACAGGUGCAGGUGACAACUUCUUCCUCCAACGAUCCAAUAUCCGGGCGGCCCGAAGCAGUUGUCCGAGCGCUGCAGGUACUGGAGGUACGCGAACAGCUAGAACGAGAACGAAUCGGCAACACGCCACCGGAUCAGCUGGACGACGGCGAGAAGGCACUGGUGCGGGAGAUGUGUAAUGUGGUGUGGCGUAAGCUGGAGGACGCUCCCAAUACCGGUAUCGAUCAGCACGUCUAAGGACGAUGACGCCCCACAGUUCAACCUCCGAGGCUUUAGAAGGCGCGUACCGCUCAUUUCAAAUAGGACGAUGUACAAAUUAAUUAUAAUGCGAUCGACAGGGCAGACCUUUGGAAGGAACGAGACAAACUCCGGGAAGGAACAUGAGAAUGGGAAAGGAAGAAAGGGCAGGCAGAUUCGAGAAAGGUAUCGAUGAGGUGUGUUUUCUUGAGAGCGAUCUUGCGUCCGAGGCAAAAUCCACUCUCUUCACGCACCAUGACACAUCAUAACGGUGGAAACGGUUAUCAACAAACUUUGUUGGUAUUCGUUCACAUCCUUUGAUCCUUGCGCUCUCUUCCAUUCGGGAUGGUCCGUGCGUCUCGAGAUCCUGUCUGCCGGUGGACACGUUGUACAAGCUUUAGAUGUUAGAUAUUUAUCAGCGGUUUGAUGUAAGCGGGGUACGCCUUUUUAUGUACACUAAGCCCCGCCGCUUAUCGGGCUAUCGAUGUUUUACGGUCGUUGGUUGUUGUGUAAAAACGUGGUGUAGUUUUGGUAUGUUUGUGUCUGUAAAAGUGCUAAAGUGUUAUCUCGUUUAGGUUCGUUUUAUUAGUUUGAUUUUAAAUUUCAUUUUACACAUUCGGUUUAUUUUUUUCAAGACUCAAGCGGAAUGAAAUGAGAUUAAAAUACUCAACUUAUGUACAGGUAAUAAACAGAAUGAACUAGCGUUUUUUAAAUCUACAAGCGUUGAAGCUACAGGUACGGAAUGAGUAAAACUAUACGAUUAUGAUUUCUUUGUUAGUGUUGUUUUAUGUAUGCUUCUCCCGAUAUGCAGGCUUAUACAUACGUACAUAUUUGUAUUUUUUAUUAUUAUCGUAUGAUUAUGAAUAUUAUUUUAUUAUCAUUAUUAAACGCUUACACUGUUAUGGAAUAAAAUUAUAAAACGAUA